Molecule: messenger RNA, 351 nt
Organism: Xyrichtys novacula (pearly razorfish)
Lineage: Eukaryota; Metazoa; Chordata; Actinopteri; Labriformes; Labridae
Source: the annotation of a GenBank genome assembly
AUGAAUAUCCAACAAUCAUCCCCCUCUGGUCAACUCUCAUUCCCCCCUUUAUCCCUCAGCUCAAUGUCCAUCCCCUUUACAAACCCUCCCCUUGUCUUUCUUUCUUGUUUUGCUUCCCAUCAUACUCACUUGUUUGUACUCAUUUGGAAGAUCGAGUUAGAAAUGUUAGCCAUGUUUUGCUCAGAGCUCUGUGGUGUACAGUUAAAUAAAAAAAGCAGAGGCGGGAGGAGAGAGAUCCCCCGAGGUUGCAGGGGGCUGUCAUGUCUGGAGUGCUUGUAUACUGUAGAUCAGAUUAAAGUGCUUUUUAAAGGAAAAAAGCCUCACUGCAGACACAUUAUGCACGCUGACUAG